ACCGCAAAAGAUUCGUCCGCGCGUCUACGAGUCCCUAAACUAGGCUUGCGUUCCGAAGCGUUUUCUCCAAGGGAUGUAAAAAGUUUUUUCCCCGGAGAUUUUGGAACGUGAGCAGAUUCGCGCCGUUGGAAACGCGCCCAACAGCUUGGCAAUGUCCAGUUUUCCACCAGUAUAGAUCGGCUUCGAUCCUCGAUUUACCUACCGUGUUACUCUACCUCUUUCCAAUUGUUAGAACUGAAAAGAAACCGGUGGAAAAGGAUCCGCGAAACGACUGUUGCUCGCGUGUGUGUGCUCCGCAAGCCUCGUCGCGCUCUGCGCACGGGAACGAAAGGCAAGAGUGGUCGAUAACGUCGCAUCGUCGCACGCGCCUUGCACAAACACAACAGCGUCCAGCCUAUGAUAUCGACGGCAGAGCAUUGGCAGCAGCAGCAGCAGCAGCAGCAUCAUCAUCCGCAAGACUCGUAGACUCGCUUCAGCCCUCGUUCGCGGCCUGGUUCCUGUCGUCCCGAGCGCUCGCUCGUCUCCAGGGGGUGGACGACGCGUUAACCGCCUCGAGAAGGGCUCGUCGGCCUCCCAGAAGCCAGCCGCGCGCGCGGGUGAGGCGGGACACCCCGAUGCUCGCGUCCGCCGCGGCAGCCGACGGAGACGACGUACGUGCCCGGGAUCGCGAGCCCCGCGCGACCAACGUUCCGGGAACGUCGAGGGCCGACGACGACGACGGGGACGGCGUCUCCUAUGUGCCAUCUUCGCGUGGACGCCGCACGAUCACGCAAUCAUGGACGUUGACUGCCCUCUCGUUAGCCUGAAGCGAUCCAGCAGCGCGCCGAUGAUUAACGAGAUCAGCGCGACCAUGUCCAUCACCACGCCGUCGACAUCGUCGUCGAGGGAUGCUGUGUCUACCUUUAAUAUAUUUGCUAAUUCAACUCGCCUACGACGCUUUAGUACCAGUAGCCCUGGUAAUGUUCCUAGAUUGACGCCACGCGUAAGUCAGUUAAGACAGGAGGAAUGCGUGGACGUCGCCGGCCGGGAAGCGGCACACGAGAAGGAGAUUCAUAGUGCCAUGCAGAUAUCGCAAUCAUGGGAGGACCUCACCUUGGAGGCGGAAGGAUUGUCGUUUAAGGACUCGGAGUCGCCCACGCAGCAGCUUAACAAAAUGGACCGGCCGAAGAGGCCGUUGGAUCCCCUAAGUUUGAAUCUGUCUAUCACCGGCUCACCGCUGUGUUCUUCACCUUCCCCUACGAGAUCCGGAUUUAAUCAAAGACAGUGUUACUCUCCUGGUAUUCACAUCUGGAAGAAUAAUCUGUCUCCUAGUCCUACGAGAAAGGCGUUUGCCACUAGGCGCAGUUUGAGUCCUAUCGCGAUAAGGCCAAGUUGUUUGGGGCCAGUCAAAAGAAAAUUCGAACUAGACGAGGCUGGAAUGGAUCACAACUUGCAACCGCCAGCGAAACGCACCUCUGGUUUAUUGACGUCGGUUGUAUCCAGAUUGGAUGCACUGUCCAGCCCGCUUCCAGGAACUAUCAGCUCUGUGGGCACCCCCGAGUCGUUAUCGAGCGCGGACUCGCCUAGUUUCUCCUUCCGACCGGUGGACAGUCCGUCGCCGGUUCGCGUAGGUCCGAGUAGUGACAGCGAUUCCCUAUCGGACGCGAGCAAUCAAAGCAAAUCGAUGGAUCAAGUCCGUGCCGAGCAGAUCAGCCAGGACAAUCACAGAUGAACAUGAAAGAUUGCCGGACACGCGAGAGACUGGAGAUUCGACGCGUCAUCACAUUGAUUCUUCUCGGCGUAUCGACGUAAGGGAGGAGGUACUUGCGUCUCGCACCGAAUUGAAAAGUCGCGCGAGCGUGUCUUUCUCGUCGGUCUCGUUCGUCGAACAAAGGACACAGUUGUGCGACACGAAUCGCUUGAAACUUUAGUGCAAGUGCGAACAUUAAGUUUAGAAGAGAGGUAUCUUCUACAUGUGAGUCUCUAAUACUUUUUCGAUGUACGAGUAAGCGUAGCGCCAACAGUGUUCUCUCCCCCUAAUUAAUCACACAUAUCGGCGGAAGACGCUUUACACGCCUUCGUAUCGUUCCGUUAGAUUUAUUCCGGAAUCAAGUAUUUGUGCCCUCCGACUGGAAUGAUUUCUUCUUCGUUUUUCCCUCUUUAAGUAGCUAUAUACAAGGAUUCUGUAUGUAUCGAUUAAUGUGUACACGAUAAUGCCCCCUUUCCCGCUCUAUUCGACGACCCUUGUUAUCUAUUUUUAAUGUUUGAUGAGUGAUGUUUUGGGCAUUGGAUAAUAAUCUCUAUCCAGUGACUUUUAUCGUGCGUAAUUUAUAAUUGAAAUUAUUUGUUGUAUAGACGAUCAAGGUUGCGUCCCGCGUUUAAUCACGUCGGUUUCGUAGUGCUGUACAGACUCGAUUUAAUACCAAUGUCUUUAAUCUCUUUUCUAUUAUUAUAUUAUUUCCAUAGCCGAUAUACCGAUGGGACUCCAAGUUUCGUCUCGAUGAGUUAAGCUCUGCGUUGACGCAAUUUAAAGACUCGUAUUCUUAGCGUAACAGUCAGCGUUAAUAAAUGCUAGCGAAAGAUUCUCAAGUUUUCUCUUAGAAAAAUAUAUUCGAGUUGACGAUGAUAACGCCGGUAGCGCUGUAUCUGAAAAGUGGAGUAGAAAUACUCCAACAUGCUUCUGAGUCAUUUUUAGGGAAACGAGAAUAUGUCGCAUAUAUCCUCACACUCGAAGGUCUCUCUGCUCGUCUGCGCGAGGAAAAACCCGCAAAUAUUCUUCUUCCCAGCUUUCGACGCUGUCAGGUUGCCAGGAAACGUAUUUAUGGUCGGAUGAAACUCGAGUACCAGCGUGUAUCGAGCAUUAGUAAUGUAUGUACAUAUACGCAAGAAUGCCGCUAUAAUUCACGAGAUAACGAUCUUGUCCUACGUAUAAAUAAUAAUAUAUAGAUACGCGUUCUAGAUUUUUCCGAAUAAUAUCGCGCAACUGGCUCCACUUCUCUCUCUGACGCUUUGUUCGCGAAUAACGACGCCACGUAGACUCCGCCGCUGAAUCUUCCCUUUACUUAAACCAAAGCAUAAGUAUUAAGUUGAAGCUCAUAUUACAUUUAAUAACUAUCAUUGUCCUUUUCUUCUGCUUUCGUUUCCGUCGGCUUGCGCCGAAAUCGCUCGGGCUCGCCCUUGUGUUUCCUGACGGAACGCGUCUCUCUAAAAGCUACGCAACAUUUUACCAAGCGUGUGAUGAUUUUUCGGAUGAAUGGAGCAUUCCGAGCGAUCUCGAUCGAGCAUUACCUGUGAAAUAUAUGUGUUUUGUACGAAUAUAAUAUAAAUAGUAACGGCACGUAUUUACAUCUGUAUCAAGUGUCAGGUUUCACGAGAGGAGAGAGAGAGAGAGAGAGAGAGAGUGUGUGUGUGACUCGAUCGAUGAUGCUACGAGAAUCUGAUUGUGCCAGAAAAUACUAGUAAUAUGCGCAGAAAGGAUUGUUUAGAUCUUGUAUGCGUUUUAGCGUGUAUCUUCCGAACUUCCGCUCCCGCCUGUUAAUAAAUUGAUGAUAGA
Vollenhovia emeryi is the source of this 3532-nucleotide messenger RNA. Its product is annotated as protein FAM122A. The record is from RefSeq and is a predicted model, not a curated record. Bases 776 to 1711 code for a protein of 311 amino acids. Lineage: Eukaryota; Metazoa; Arthropoda; Insecta; Hymenoptera; Formicidae. The transcript is spliced from 5 exons. Gene Ontology annotation, molecular function: protein serine/threonine phosphatase inhibitor activity.